AUGCUCAAAUUCAUCCGUGGCAAGGGCCAACAGCCCUCGGCAGAACGUCAAAAAAUCCAAAGAGACCUGUUUGCUUUCAGAAGGGUAAAAAUGAUUUUUGUCUUUUUGGUACACACAAACGUGUGUCAACUGUCAUAUUAAAUUUUCAAUAAUUAGUCUAUUACUCUUUAAUCCUCCAUGUACCGUAUGUUACCCAACCGGUUACUGGCAUCAAUCUAUUAUUUUUGCGAUUAAUUAAUUUUAAAUGUCAAACUAAAAGUUUUUAAUUUUUAUAAUCAGUUUAAAUACAAUACUAACCUAGUAUACCUGAUAAUUUUAGACUCUACAAUAUGGAUUUCCAAAUAAACCGACAGCGCUUGCUUGGGAUCCAUUGUUACGCAUUAUGGCUAUUGGAACUUCAACUGGAUCAAUCAAAGUGUAUCCUUUUACUUAAAUUAUUUAAUUUUAUAUACUCGAGAACUCUGGUCAUCCAAUCAAGCGUCAAUAAUCUAGUGAUACCUUUAGUUUUGUCUUUGUUAUUUAAUUAAUAAAUUCACUGUAGUUAAUAAUCAAUGAAACACACUAAAUAUUUGAAUGGUACUUUUAUUAGCAACUACCCAUCAACAUUAAUUUUUUUUUUUAUUCACAAUAUAAAUAUAUUAUUCUAGUUUAGUUGUUCAUUUAAUAACCAAAAAAUGUAGCUAUUAAUUUUUGAAAUUUAAACUGUUGUACAUAUAUUAUCCAAAUACCUAUAGGUAGGUACAUAGUUUGUUUUGGAAAGUUUUACAUGUUAAAUUAUACAGUAGUUACCAAUAUGAUAACUAUCAGAACAUAAUGAUAGUUUUUCAUGUUUACUAGUGCACUGAAAUCAAAAUAUUGUAUGCAGAAUAAUCAUUUUUUUUUAUUUUUAUUUUUCGAGAUUGUUUUUUUUUAUAAAAUAUGAUGAGUGAUAUGUUAAUCCUUCCCCUCAUAAUUCAGUAACAUUUUUUUUUUAUAUGUAUAUAGUUAAAUCCAAUAAAAUUAAACAAAUACAAUUCACAUAUUUUAUUAUCUAUGUUGCUUUCAAAUUGAAUGAGUUCAAUAUCAAGUCUCUAUGCCUUAUUAAAAUAUGCUCUGUAAAUGAACAACUGACUAGAAAACUGUUUAUUAGAGAGUAUUACUAAGGUGUUUAAUCUGAUUUUUUUAGUGAAUCUGUUGCGACAAGAUGAAUACCCUAUUAAAAACUAUGGUUCCAUUCAUUGAUCUAAGACCCCAUGCUGUCAUUAUUUAUUUGAAACAAUACUUUAAUUAUCACUAUUAUGAAUAUAGAACAAACCUACAUAGGUUAACAUUUUUAAAUCUGAGCUCUACAUCAAGAAAAACUAAAAUAAAUAAACCAAUCAAAUAUGCAUAAAUACAUUGUAAUAAAUUUUAAAUAAUUGACUAUAUAAUAAUCUCAUGAAAUAUUACAUUGAUUAAACUGUUAUCCUAAUAAGAUAAACCAUAUUAUUUUCAGUAUCUAGUAAACCCCCACAUGAUAUACACUAUGUAUUUAAUAACUAAAUAAAAAGUCUUGAAGAAUGUUUGAAACUCUUUUUCUAUUGGCUGUUAAUUUAAACUCUUAACUUAGUAUAUUUGUUGAAAAAAAAUAUUAAUUAAAUAACUUAAAAACAAUUAAAAUUUAUUGCUGAAAUAUUUUUCUUAACCAUAAGUGUGUAGGUUGGGUAAACCUGGUGUUGAAUUUUAUGGUCAUUUACCAUGUUCUGAUCAUGCAAUUACAAAGUUAAUAUUUGUACCAAAUCAAGUAAUUAUAGUUUAUGCUACACAUAAUUAUUAUGAUUGAAAAAGAGUAUAUUAGUUUGCUAAUGAACAUAAUAAAAUUAAUUUAUUCAGGGCCGUUUAGUGUCAUUAUCUGAUGACAAUAGUCUUCAUUACUGGGAAAUAAAUGACAUGGUUAUUGAUGAAGUCCAAUCAUAUCUUUUAGAGGGAAAGUAGGUGUUAAAAUUGUUUUUAAUUUGUGAAUGUGAAUUAAAUUAUACCUAUUAAUAAUUUUAAGGCUUAAACAAAUAUCCUCUGUGUGCCUGGAAUCCAGUUGUGAGAAUUUAUUACUUGGAACCGAAGGAGGAAAUAUAUUUUUUAUUGAUUUAUCAACAUUUGAAUUAUCAGACAAUAUUAUUUAUCAAGAUGUUGUUAUGCAAAAGUAAACGCAUAAAUUAUUAAUGAUAUUAUGUUUUUAAUAAUGUAAAAAAUUCAAUUGUACUUUAUUUAAUUAUGGUGUACAUUUUACUAUAGGGUUUCAGAUGAAUUUAAAAAGAAUCCUGGUGCAGUUGAAGCAAUAGCAGAACAACCUGGAAAUCAAAAUCAUAUUUUAAUAGCUUAUAGUCGCGGAUUAAUUGUUUUAUGGGAUCGAUUAAAUUCAGUUGCUGUAAAAGUAAGAUAAUAUAUAAUUUAAAGUAAAUUGAUGUUUAAAAAAUGAACAUAAUUAUUAUUUUAAUCAAUUUUAGACAUUUGUUAGCAGUCAACAAGUUGAAAGUAUCUACUGGGAAGAAAAUGGAGAGAGUUUUUAUUCAUCUCAUAAUGAUGGUUCUGUGACAAACUGGAAAAUAAGUGAAACAUCCGAUGAAAAUGACAACACUAAUACGAUAUAUGGUCCUUUUCCAUGCAAACCAAUUCCUAAAAUAAUUUGCCAAAAAUCUGCUCAAGAUCUUAAGUAUAUGAAUAAUUUAAACACAUAAUUUAAUUUAAAACAUAAUUUUAUCAAUAUAGUUUUUAUACAACAAUUUGUUUUUAGUGAAAGUUUUCUUAUAUUUUCUGGUGGAAUGCCCCGGGCAUGUUUUGGUGAUCGCCAUGCUAUUACUGUUCGAUUAGGAACUACUAAACAAGUAGCUUUUGAGCUUACUUCAAAAGUAAUAGAUUUUUUUACUACAACUGCUUCAGUUGAUGAAAAUGGUAAUUUAAUGAAUAAUUAUUUGUUAAAAUGGUUUAUUUAAAUGUUAAAUUGUUUGAUUAAUUAAAUUAUUUCUAGGUUGUAGUUUUCUUAUAAUUCUUGCUGAAGAAGAAAUAGUUGGUAUUGAUUUAUCUACUGAAGAUUGGCAGUUAAUUCAAUUACCAUAUCUUGUAUCUAUUCAUGCGAGUGCUAUAACAUUCACUACUUUUGUUUCGGAUAUAAAUGAAGACCUUUGGAAUAAUAUAUUUUCUGCCGGAAAUUUACAAAAUGAUAAUAAUUUUUCAUCGAAUGUAUGUGUUGUUAUUUAUCUUUAAUAGUUCUUGAUAUUUCAUUAAUUUUAUGUUUACCACAUAUUUUUGUGUCAUAAUAUACAUUAUUAAAUUUUAAUGUUUUCAAUAUAUUAUACUUUUAUUGAUAGGAUUGGCCAGUUGAUGGAGGAGAAGUGAAAAUAGCAAAUGAACAAAAUAGAGACCUCUUAAUUACAGGCCACGAAGAUGGUUCUGUUAAGCUGUGGGUUGCAAAUGGAACACCAUUACUUCCAAUAUAUGUGUUCAAAUCAUCAUGGGUGUUGGUGGGUGAUGAUGCAGAUAAUCAUUCCAGUAAUAGUGUAGCCCCGGAAGAAGAUGACGAAGAGUGGCCACCAUUUAGGAAAGUUGGAAAUUUUGAUCCAUAUUCUGAUGACCCACGACUAGCAAUUAAAAAAGUUAUUCUUUGUCCUCGAACUGGUACAAUGAUUGUUGCUGGUACAGCUGGUCACGUUAUAAUAUGCAAAUUUAAUGAUAAAUCAUCUUCAAAUGAAAUAAAGGUGCUACAUUUUACUUUAAAAAUUCAACAAUUUGACAAUGAUAGAAAUGCAUAUACAUUUGAUAAUAGAUCAAAUUACCAUAAUAUUAAAGACAAUUCUAAAUAUGCUGAAUAUAAAUUUAUAAUCUGUUUACACAUUAAACUAAUCAGUAUGUAAUUUUUUAAAUAUAUUUUUAUAUAUUUUUUAAAUUUUGUGUUCAUUAUUUAGGCUAUACAAAUGAAUGUUGUGGGAGAAAGCUUUGUUUGGAAAGGUCAUGAACGUUUGAGUUUAAAACAAUCUGGAGAUGAAGCCAAUAAUAAUAAUGGCAAAAAUAUGACUUGUCUAACAUUUAAAUCAGGAUUUCAACCAACCUCUGUUUUACAAGUAUAUCCGCCUGCAUCAAUAACAGCUGUAGCUUUACAUUCUAAUUGGUCUUUGGUUGCUGCGGGUACAGCUCAUGGUUUGGUACUUUAUGAUUAUUAUCGACAAGCUCCUGUUUUGACAAAAUGCACUUUAAACCCUAAUGGUAAAAAUACAAAUAAAGUGUUUAUAAUACCUAAUUGGUAUAAAUUGAAUAACUUACUUAAUUUGUAUCAACAGACUUGUCUACUGCUGGAGAUACUCCUAUAUCUAGAAGAAAAUCUUUUAAAAAGUCCUUAAGAGAAUCAUUUCGAAGACUUCGAAAAGGAAGAAACUCUACCAGAAUAGUUAAUGACAAAAAAGGAGGAAGUAUUACACCUGAUAGAAAGCGAGAAAAGUUAGUUUUUUUUUUUAUUUAUUUAAUAAUAUAAUAUACAAGUUUGAUAAACUAACUUUGAAAUUACUCUUUUUAAAUGACAUGAUUAAGCAUUGGGCCUGUAUCUCCAAUGGAAGCGCGUCCUGUAGAACGAGCUAUUGAAGCCAGACCAGUUGAUGAUGCGUUGGGAAGUAUGGUUCGAUGUUUAAGUUUUACAAAAACAUUCAUUGUUACAGGUAUUUUAUAAAUAAUUUAUAUUGAUAUUAAUUUUUAAUUUUGUUAUUAUUUAAUUUAAUUUAAAUUAUGCAUUUAAUUAUUUAGCUUCUCACAUUACACCAACAAUGUGGGCUGGUACAAACAAUGGUUCUGUAUAUAUUUUUACUGUUAAUAUACCACCAAAUGAUAAAAGAAAAGAAAGAAGAGUUACAGCUCAACUAGGAAAAGAAAUUCAAUUAAAACAUCGUGCACCUGUGAUCGGAAUUACAGUGAUAGACACAGAAAACCGAUCUGUCACUGAAGUUCAAGAAAAUAGCACGCCGGGUAAACCUUUAGAUAUAUGUGGUCCUCACAAGGUCAUUAUUGCAUCUGAAGAACAAUUUAAGGUAUACCUUUUUUUACUAUCCAAAAUCUCAAUUCACUAAGUUUAUUUCAAUUUUCUGAUUUAGAUUUUUUCCUUACCUAAUCUAAAACCUGUGUGCAAACUUAAAUUAACUGCAGCUGAAGGUGCUAGGGUUCGCCGAAUGUCAAUGGCUUACUUUAAAACUAGCGAUUAUGCAGAAAGUUGUCUCCUUUGUUUAACUAAUUUAGGUGAAGUUAUAGUACUAAGUGUACCAGAUCUUAGAAGACAAAUACAUGCUGCUGUUAUUCGACGAGAAGAUAUUAAGUAUAUUAUUGAACAAUUUAUUUUGGACAUAUUCAUAAUAAUUGUAUAUAUAUGAUUUAUAGUGGUAUUUCAAGUUUAUCAUUCACACGUUAUGGUGAAGCAUUGUAUUUACAUUCAAGUAGUGAACUACAGAGAAUUUCUGUAUCUGCAACUAGUGUUACACAGGUUGAUUGUUCAUUGAAUUUACCUACCAGAGAUCAUCUACCAAAAAGUAGAUCAAUUACACCCAUUAAUGGUUACACAGAUGAUGAACAAGAUGAUUUUCCAAAAGUGAACGGUAUGUAUUUUUUGCUUGAGUCAAUCAAUAAAUUUCAUUAUUUUUGUAUUAUAGGUUUAACAAAUGGUACACAAGAAAAUGGUGAUACUACAUCACAAUUAAAUAAUAGCAAUGAUCUCUCGGUUGGCGAUAUUACCAUAGAUUCUAUCAAAGAUCACUUGGGAAAGUAAGGAAAUAUUUAUAAAUAAAUUGACUAUUUUGUUUUGCAUAUUUUAUUUAAAUUAUUUUUUACUAUUAUGUACAGUUCAAACUCUAAUCUGAAUGUUACAUCAACAUCUAAUAAUGUUGAAAUUAAUAAUCAUUCGAAACUGGUCACUAAACAUGAAUCCUCAACCACUACAACAACUGUAAAAACUUCAAAUUCUACUACAGUGAUUACUAAUGAAUCUAUUACUGUUGACAGUGAGUAUUAAAUUGUUAAUUUUAAACACAUAUUUGAACUAUCACCUAUUAUUACAGUAAAUUAUUAUUUUUAUUAUUAUAGCACUUAGUUUUUGUUGUAUAUUUUUAAUUAAAUAACUAAGUAUUAGCACCUAAAUAGUUUUUUUCAUUUGUCAGAUUUAUCCACAAGUUUAGUUGUAGAAGAUGAUCCAUCGACACAAGCCAAAUUCGAGGUUAGCCAGUCCUAAAUAAAAUAUGGCUAUGCGAAGGCUAAUAUGUUUGUUUAUAUUUAUAAUUUUCAACGUUGAAUGUUAUAAGCAAGUUAGACAAACUUCUUCAUAAAUUGUCUGUGCAGUUAUGCGCAUGUCCAAAUUGCUCUUUGCUAAUUUCUGCUACAUACUUAGUUUAGCUUACAAGUAGUAUCAAUGUACUUUUAAUCAUAAUCAAAAUGGAUGUUACAUAAAAAGAUAACUGGUGUGGGUAUUGAAAUAACUGAUAAUUAAUUAAUUUUAUUCAAGGAAUAUGGACGUUAACAAAAUAUCUAAUGUUAACAGAUUUAUUAAAAAAAAAAAAAAUCUAAUUUGUAUAUAUAUUUUUAAUAUAAUUAUAAUCAUAUCAAAUUGAUUUCUCUUAAACAUAUUAUAAUUGGUGUGAGGGUGAAAUUAAAAUUGUAUACAACAUAACAAAUUAAAAAUGUACGUAGGGAAAAUAAUAUGGAUAUUUUAAUACACUCAAUAUAUUUGGAUACUGUUUUCUAUCAAGGUAUAAUAAUAUUGUGUAUACUGUAUAUUAUAUAUAUAUAUAAAUCAGCACUAAAAGCAAUAAGUUUUAAUGCAAGGAGCAAACUAUAAAGUGUUUGUGAAAAAAAUAUAUUCAAUUACUUUAGGUACUUUGAAUUUAAUAUCAACGUAAAUUCUGAUUCAGUUAUAUCCUACAAUUUUCAAUUAAUUAUAUAAUAUCUCUAUUUUCCCACUAAGUAUGGUCCAUUACAUAUAAUAUGUAAUGUUAAUACCAAAUAGUUAAUACAUGUAUGUAUAUUUUUUAUUGAUCAAUAUAAAUUUCAUAUUAAUAAAAUUAUAUUUGUUUAACAAAUUUUACAGAACUUUAUGAUUUUCUCAUGUGAAAAUGCUGAACAACUAAUACAUUUUUUUAGAAAUACAUUUAUAUUUCAACCUAUGUAGUGGCUUUUUUUUAUUAAUUAUUUUUUACAUAAUGUUUUUUUAAUAUAGAAUUUUUUUUUUAGAUACAUAGAGCACCUUUAGCUCUCAUGGAAGACCUAGAAAUGGAAACAGCUGCAUAA
Cinara cedri is the source of this 7266-nucleotide messenger RNA. The record is from the annotation of a GenBank genome assembly. NCBI's taxonomy places the organism in Eukaryota, Metazoa, Arthropoda, Insecta, Hemiptera, Aphididae.